AUGAUGAAACGGAUCCGUCCAACUUCAUCUUUGCCAUGGAUGUGCAUUGGGGAUUUCAAUGAAGUGCUACACCGACAUGAACACGACGGUGUGGGAGAGAGAAGCCUAGCUCAAAUAGCAGGUUUUCGUGACGCGGUGGACGUGUGCGAGCUAGCUGAUCUGGGGUACGAGGGCAACACCUGGACUUUCGAGAAACGGGUGGCGGGUGGCUCGUUUUGCAGGGUGCGUCUUGACCGUGCCUUGGCGAGGACGCAGUGGUCAAAUCGGUUCCCCUUGGCUGUUGUGCGCAAUCUCACUGGCGCGUCAUCUGACCACGGACCGAUCUUCUUGCGAUGGAGAGAAUCGAGGAGGGAGCGGCGAGCGACAGAGGAGAAGCUCUUUCGCUAUGAGCUGAUGUGGGAGACUCACGACCAGUUCAAACCUUUUCUGGAGGAUGCCUGGAAGGAGGAUGGGAAGGCCACCAAUAUGGCCCAACUUCGGGACAAGCUGGCGCGAGUGUCCGAGUCCCUGGGCAGCUGGGGCCGGAACACGUUUGGCAAUGUCCAGAGAGAGAUACGCCAGCUGAAUGACAGACUGGCGGUGUUACGAGCGGAGCCCCAACGGGUGCAACCGUCAUACGAGGAGACGAAGGUUACUGAGCGGCUCAUUGCACUAUAUGAAAGGGAGGAGGUGAUGUGGCGACAGAGGUCUAGGGUGCAAUGGCUAGCCGAGGGCGACAAGAAUACUCGCUUCUUCCAUCUAAGGGCGAGCCAGCGGAAGAAGCGGAACCGAAUCAUCAGGCUGAAACGGCCUGAUGGGACUAUGACGGAGGAUGAUCGUGAAAUGGCAAACGUGACCACAAGGUUUUAUGAGAAUCUGUACAGAUCGGAAGGGGUCUCAAAUAUGGAGGAGGUUAUCAAUGUGAUCCCCUCAUCUGUGUCUGCAGAAAUGAAUGAUGCCCUACUGCAACCUAUUAAGGAGCAAGAGGUGAAGACUGCCCUUUUUCAGAUGUUCCCCACAAAAGCGCCGGGGCCGGAUGGUUUCCCGGCACAUUUUUUCCAGACCCAUUGGGAAAUAUGUGGAGAAGAAGUGACCUUAGCUGUAAUUCGGGUGCUCAGGGGCCUGGAUGACAUGAGGGAAGUGAACCAAACCUUUAUUGUGUUGAUACCGAAAGUGGCGAGUCCGGAGGAGUUGGGUCAGUUUAGACCUAUCAGCUUGUGCAACGUCAUUUACAAGAUAGCGUCCAAGGUGAUGGCUAACAGGCUGAAAGUGGUGUUACCAGACAUAAUCGCAGAGGAACAGUCGGCAUUUGUGCCUGGGAGGAUGAUCACGGAUAAUAUUAUAUCCGCGUAUGAAUGUCUGCAUUUCAUGAAGCGGAAUAAGGCGAAGAAGAACCGCUUUUGUGCGCUUAAGCUGGACAUGCGCAAAGCAUAUGACAUGUUGGAAUGGGAUUACCUGGAAGCGGUCAUGAUCAAGAUGGGUUUCCACCGGUUAUGGGUUCGCAUGCGGAUUAAUCGGGAUAAAUCUGCUAUAUUCUUUAGCAAAGGUUGCCCGAGCGGGACGAAGGAAGCGGUGAAAGCUGUAUUGGGUGUCCAGAACGAGACACUCCAGGAGAAGUACCUAGGAAUGCCUACUGAUGUGGGGCGUUCAAGAGGGAGAGCGUUUAAAUAUAUCAAAGAUAGAAUCUGGAGCAAAAUUCAAGGGUGGAUGGAGCGGCUCCUUUCGGCGGGAGGGAAAGAUAUUCUGAUCAAGUCGGUGGCUCAGGCGGUGCCGAUCUUUUCGAUGGCGUGCUUUCUCUUGCCUAGAGGGCUGUGUGAUCACAUCAAUGGUCUCAUUCGGAAAUUCUGGUGGGGGAGUCGCGAGGGCGAGAGAAAGCCUUGCUGGGUCUCCUGGAGAGAGAUGUGCAAACCAAAAAGCUUGGGAGGUUUGGGGUUUAAGGACAUGGAGCUGUUCAACUUGGCGCUCCUUGCACGCCAGGGGUGGCGCAUGCUACAGAGCCCGACGGCUUUGAGUACAAGGAUACUAAAGGCGAAAUACUUUCCUGACAUAGACAUGCUGCACGCUGAGUUAGGCCCCUCCCCUUCGCAGGUGUGGCGUGGAAUUCAUGAAGGGAUACAAGUUCUGAAACAAGGCUUGGUGAGAAGGAUUGGCACGGGGGAACAUACAGAUCCAUGCAAUGACAACUGGUUACCGAGAGAUGGGAUGCUUCGGCCUAUGGCGUGCCUGGCCAGGAACCCGCCUCUUGCAGUGGCUGAUCUUAUCGACUCGACUUCUGCAACAUGGAACGAGGAGAAGCUUAGGGAUUGCUUUUUACCAAUGGAUGUCGACGUGAUUAAGGAGAUCCCUUUAUCCAGCAGGAGACACGACGAUUUUUGGGCUUGGCACUACGAGAGCAAGGGCGUUUUCUCCGUGCGUUCGGCAUACCGCAUGCUGAUCGACACACGGGAGAGGCGAGAGGCGUGGCUGGACAGCAGGGCCACGAGCUCGAACGAGGCAGGAACAGCGAAGGAAUGGAGCUCGAUAUGGAAAACCCAAGUUCCAUCAAAGAUUCGGGUGUUUCUAUGGAGGCUUGCAAAACAAUCGCUGCCGUCUAACGAACUGAGGCAUAGGCGUGGGAUGGCAGACAAUGACCGCUGCCAGUUGUGCGGCGCCUGCGACUCGUGGAGGCACGCUCUACUGGAUUGCUCUAUGUCCAGAUGUGUGUGGGCAUUGUUAGAUGAAGAAGUAACGGAACAUUUAAGCAGGUCGGACGACGGUGAUGCAAGGGCGUGGAUUGCAGGGUUAAUUACAACCCUGAAGCAUGAUGAUCUUACGAAGGUGCUGGUGACGCUAUGGGCCAUCUGGCACGCACGUAGGAAGGCGAUACACGAGCAGACUUUUCAGAGCCCUCUAUCGGUUCACCUGUUCGUGGAGAGAUUUGUUCUGGACCUGAAACAGUGCAAGGACCUCAGGAGGAAGGAACCAGCUACCGCUCUGGAGCAGCGGGCGCCGGGGUGGAUCCCGCCACCUAGGGGGAUGAUCAAGAUCAAUGUCGACGCUGCGGUGGGCAAGAAUGGAGGUCGAGGCACGGUGGCGGCUAUAGCCAGAUCGGAAGCAGGACUGUUUCUGGGGGCAUCGACGCUCGUGUUCCCGGGGAAAUCCAGCGCGGAAACUCUGGAGGCGUUGGCAUGCAGGGAGGCUUGCGCCCUGGCCAACGAUAUCCACGUCAAGAGGGUAAUGGUGGCCACGGAUUGUAUGAAUGUGAUCACCAGCUUGGCCGAGGGGACUCUCGGGAGUUAUGCUCACAUUGUGAGAGAAAUUAGGGAGUCUAAGGGCGAUUUUGAUGCCCUUGAAUUCCGCCAUGAAGCUAGGAUUUCGAAUAAAGAAGCUCAUUGUUUAGCUAGGGGUGCAGUUUAUGAUGCACCAGGUCGCCGGUUGUGGCUAGUUAGGCCGCCAGAGGGAUUCCUUGUAUCGAUCACCUCUGAUUAA
This is a messenger RNA of Lolium perenne, 3447 nucleotides long. RefSeq lists its product as uncharacterized. The record is from RefSeq and is a predicted model, not a curated record. Gene Ontology annotation, molecular function: nucleic acid binding; RNA-DNA hybrid ribonuclease activity. Lineage: Eukaryota; Viridiplantae; Streptophyta; Magnoliopsida; Poales; Poaceae.